Molecule: messenger RNA, 529 nt
Organism: Annulohypoxylon truncatum
Lineage: Eukaryota; Fungi; Ascomycota; Sordariomycetes; Xylariales; Hypoxylaceae
Exons: 1
Coding region: 120-389 (89 amino acids)
Source: RefSeq, a predicted model, not a curated record
AUUUAUAUAUAUUUUUUAAUAUCCUUUAUCUAUACCAACGUCAUCUCUGGCGGAAGCACUGGAGUUCUGGGAAAUGCGGACGGACGCAUAAUCGACGAGACCGAGCGAGCGAACACGAUAUGCAUAGCACGGAAAGCGAAGUUGGGGAAUGCGAGAGGCGCAUGUUAUUUUCGGAUGCUUUUAGGCGGACGGGUGCGCAUGGAGUCAGAUGCAUGUAUCAUGGGAUAUGGAUGUCUGCAUAUAGUAUGUUUUUUGGCAUGAUCUGUAUUUGUCGGACGAUGGAUGUCUUGACUACUGCUUUAUUUAUAUGGCCGAUGUGCUUAGAUAUAUACCUACCUACUUACCAAGGUACCUACUUAGUAUACCUUGUAAUAAUAAUAUCGAAUUAAGACUGGCUAUGUCGCGUUACUGGGGUCUUUUAUAAGGGUAUUUUGUAACUUGUUCUUACUAAUACAUAGGUACGGGAGGUAGGUAACUACAUGAUCGACUCGAGUCCAUUCCCCUAUUCCGUGGUUAGCCGCAGACACCA